Messenger RNA from Didymosphaeria variabile, 2250 nucleotides. RefSeq lists its product as uncharacterized. Bases 1 to 2250 code for a protein of 749 amino acids. Gene Ontology annotation, molecular function: heme binding; monooxygenase activity; oxidoreductase activity, acting on paired donors, with incorporation or reduction of molecular oxygen. NCBI's taxonomy places the organism in Eukaryota, Fungi, Ascomycota, Dothideomycetes, Pleosporales, Didymosphaeriaceae. The transcript is spliced from 3 exons. The record is from RefSeq and is a predicted model, not a curated record.
AUGGCUCCUGAUAGUUCGACCCGACAUAAGAAUGUUUUUAUCACGGGCGGAUCUCAAGGUUUAGGGCAAGAGUUGGCCCAGAUGCUUGCCUCGAAAGGCGCUCACGUUACAAUAUUUGCUAGGAGGAAAGAGCGACUGAAUAUUGCACAAAGCGACAUAAUUGCUCAACGACUGCAUCCAAAUCAAGAGAUCAACGCAGUAUCACUUGACCUUCGCGAUCCAGCUGCGGUCGCUUCGGUCUUUGCAUCACAGCCACAGAUCCCGGAUACUUUGAUCUGUGCAGCAGGAUGCAACGUGGAACUUGGGUUCCUCGCUGACCUCAAUGCCAAAGACUUGGAGACCUGCAUGGAAAGUAAUUACUUCACCGCCGCAUACGCAGCCCAAGCCUUGCUGAAGAUUUGGAUCAAUGACGACAAGAAUAAAGAAUCUGUUCCCAAGUCUCCAAACGAGCCUGCGAGACACCGACAGAUUAUUUUCAUAAACAGUGCUGCAGCGUUUGCGGCAGUGCCGGGCUACAUUGCGUACAACCCAGCCCGCGCCGCACUCCGAGCGCUUGCGGACACUCUUAGAAUGGAGAUAAUGCGCUAUUCGUCUACGAAGAGUACGUACACCGUUCACUGCGCGUUCCCUUCGAACUUCAUGUCGCCCCAGUUCCUGGCCGAACAGAGCCUGAAGCCCGCUUUGACCAAGCAGAUUGAGGGAACGACUGCAUCCAUUGAUGAGCUCGCGAAAAAGGUUCCUACUGCCAGGAAAGUAGCAGAAGGAAUCAUUCAAGGUACAGAAAGAGGUGAUUUCGCGCUGUGCAAUGAUUCGCUGGAAGCAAGUUUUCUCUUCGCUAAUAUGAUUGGCCCAUCUCCUAAACGAGGUUUCGGACUGGUAACGUCGUCCGGCAUGGACCGAAUAAAUUGGUUUUCAACUCGGCCACCGCGCUUCAAGGUACGCCCCUACGAUCGCGACUAUGAGAAUAGGAUUGACGUGACAGAUAUCUACCGAAACGAAGCCUUCGGGAAAUCAAAGGCCUAUCUAAUGACUCAAUCAAAACCGGACGUCCACAGUGUCUUCAGUGCCCUGGACAAGCGCAUCCAUCGUUCCAGGAGGAAGAUAGUCAGCACCGGUCUUUCAGAGAAGAGUAUCCGUCGCUUUGAGCCCACAAUGACUUCCCAGAUCGAAAUCUACCUAGAUAAUCUUAAAAAGGCUGCUCAAUCUUGUCAGCCGGUAAACAUGACCGUUGCUUGCAAGUACCUAGCCCUUGACAUUUCAUCACUUUUCGGUUUUGGCUCCUCUCUGAAGCUACAGACCAACGAUCGAAAUCGCUUCAUCGCCGAGGGAAUGGAAGCCGGUAUGUAUCGCACGAAUAUCCAUAUGCAAUACCCAUUGUCGAAAUAUCUCGGCGUUGAUGCGUUCCUUCUUCCAUUCCUUUUCUCCAUCAAAGAGAGAUAUAAGACAGCGUUGAGGGCUAUGAUCGCGGACCGCUUGACUGUUAGCAAGGACGCCCGAGAGGACCUCUUCUCCUUCAUCACAGGCAUUAAGGACCCAGAGACCGGGGACGAGAUAAGCCAAAACGAUCUCUUCGCAGAAGCAGAAUUCUUCCUUCCUGCCGGUGGACAGACUACCUCUUCGGCUAUCGCUGCGCUAUUCUUCUACCUUGCUCAGAACCCGGAGUGCGCUUCUCGGCUCAUCGACGAGAUUCGCUCAACUUUUACGCGCGGUGAUCAGAUCGAGCACAAUGAGCUAUCUACUUGCACAUAUCUCCGAGCCUGCAUUGACGAAGCGUUACGAAUGUCUCCUCCAGCACCUGGAACCCUGUGGAGGGAAAUAUCUGAGGACUCUCAAGAAUCUGUUGUUGUGGAUGGCCAUGUGAUACCCAGCGGCACUGUGGUGGGUAUCAAUAUCUAUGCGAUACACCACAACGAAGAAUACUUUCCCAAUCCGUCCAAGUUCAGGCCUGAACGCUUCCUACCAAGAAGCGAGACAGCAACAGUGAGUGGAGCGAACAAAACUCAGCAGCUUGCUUUCUCGCCUUUUUCGAUUGGUACACGUGGAUGUAUUGGUAAAGCGUUGGCCUACAUGGAGAUUAGCCUUGUGGUUGCGAAGACCCUAUGGUACUUUGAUUUCGAAGAACACCCUGAUCAUGGAACACAAACGCACAUGAGCCCCGAUCCUGCACAAAAAGAGUUCAAAAUCCGCGAUCAGCUCAUUGCCACACAUGAUGGUCCGUACUUGGUGUUUCGACCCUCCGGAAAGCUGUGA